CUCGAAGACCCUUCUACUGUACACUUUUUUUUGCCUCCCGGUGCCGUUUCUGUUGUUCAACAGCAGUUAACAUGAUUUCUCUUGUACACUAGAUUUGAUAUACCGUUCUUUUUAAUGCCUCUACUUGAAUGCGCAUCGAACCAUUAGAUCGGUCGUAGCCUCUAUCAGGGCCGUCACUCUUUUAUCCCUCCUCAAUCCAUCCAAUCCACGCCAUCACGCGAGCUUUCACGAUGCUCCUCCGAUCGGGGAGCUCUCGACACAAUUACCCUCUCCGCCAUUUAAUAUCCUCCAGCGCCCCUCACAUCGUAUCCAGGUGCCAGCCGGCACGUUGCCGGUCCUUUCAGGAUGCAAGAAGGCUCCUAACAACAAAACAAGAGUUGCGACCAUGGAGGAGGAAGAGCUUGCGCAGUCUCCUCGCCUUCGAUCGAAAUUUGGCCACAGCACUAGACGACUACAAGCCUAUAGAUGACAUCCCGUUCGAAGGGCUUCCGAAUGCCGCGCCGCCCCUCUAUCCUCCUCGCCCAUCCCCGUCCCCUCCGCUCUACGAACUUAGGCCAUUCGAUGUCUCUGAGCCGCUUAUCGUCAAGGACCCGUCCCCGCGGCUGCCUCGGGGACGGAUCAAUCCGUCUGGCAUACCGGGAGAUGUUGACGAGAUGAUGUCUGUCUUCGACGCUUGUCUGCAGGUCGGCAAGUUGGACAGGGCCGCCCUCGUCCUCGAGCGCUUUGCAAGAAUUGGCGCUCUUGCCGGGCACGACAUGAUCCAGCUUCAUAACCAGUACUUGCGAGCGAAAUUGGAGCAGAUACAGAAUAGUCCUGGCCUGAACAAGGCCGAGGAUCUGCACCAGUGGUACGAGCUCCAGAUCCGGAGCGAGCACCUUCCCCAGACCGCCGAGACGAUCGCGUGCAUGCUGAAGGCGUCACUUCUCACCACCCAUGGCUCGAGACUGGAGAGGCUAGUUGACCGUUACAUGGGCAUGGUGCCGGGGCAGGCCGGCCUCGAAGUCUUAUAUAUGGGGGACAUCCUGACGGAUCAGGAUCUCGCGACAAUCACCCGCAUUUGCCAAACCUAUAAUCUCUUGCCCGAAGACGUCUCUGCUUCCAUUUCCACCGCAUUGGCUGCCGGAGAAGCAGCCGAGGAGGCCGCGUUGCUGGACACAGAAUCAGCACAAACAAUUACAGCACCGGAGGUUCUGAGCACGCCGCAGAAAGGCAUGGGACUGAGGAUGCUGAAGCAAACCCUUUCCCUGUUCUCUGAAAUUCCGGAGGGCCGCGAUAUCUCCAAGCUGUCGUACGCCGAACGCAGAGAAAUCCAGUCCCGGCUCGAGAGAGAUUGCGUCGACGCUGCGAUUUCACGCUGGCGGGAGGAGAACCAGGCUCUUUUGAAGAUGGGCCUGAACACCAAUCUGUCGACUCCGUCCUUGAGCUCGAGGUUGUACGAGUGGCAAAGCGCGCUCGAAAACCGCCUCAUCGAGGAGCUGGAGAAUGUUGAAAAGGCCGAGGUGGCAGUGAAGAAGAACAGGGACGACAUGGACCGGUGUCUGUAUGGGCCGGUCCUGCGCCAAUCCGUCCCCAGCCGGCUCGCCGCCGUUACCAUCCUGAGCACCCUGAGUACUCUCGCCAUGCACGGGGCCGACAAGGGUGUGCCAUUGACGGUUGUGAUCGGCCAGCUUGCCAAGGUGGUAGAGGAAGAGGUUCGAGCACAGCGUCAGAGCAAGGACCGGUCUUCCGCAUCCAUCAAGGCUGCGAGGAUAACUGCAAGGCGAAUGCUUCGACGUUCGGCUGGACACCAUACAGUGGUGCUGGAACAUGGCAACCCAGCGGCGGUGGAGGACAAGGCCGAGGCGUCAACAACGCGCACCGGCCUCUCGAGUCACCUGGAGGACAAUUCCUGGCCUCUCACGAUCCGGACCAAGAUUGGAGCAAUGCUGCUCUCAGCCUUGAUCGAAACCGCAAAGGUCAACGUGGUCCGGGAUCACCCGGAGACCAAGGCGUUGAUCGCCCAGAUCCAGCCCGCCUUCUCCCAUGCCAACCUUCUGAAGAGGGGCAAGAAACUCGGCAUGAUCGUCCCUAACCGAGUCCUAGUCGAUCUCAUGAAGCGCGAGCCACGGGGUGACUUCCUUGCUCGCCAUUUACCAAUGGUCGUGGAGCCGGAGCCAUGGUCCAAGUUCGAGAAAGGCGGGUUCAUCGAGUAUCCGGCUUCCCUGGUCCGUGUCAAGUACGGGGAGAAAGACCAAAGGAUAUACACGGAGGCGGCGAUUGCCCGGGGAGACAUGGACCAGGUUCUCAAAGGCCUGGAUGUCUUGGGCAGGACAGGGUGGCGGAUCAACCGACCGGUCUUCGACGUUAUGCUGGAGGCCUGGAAUACCGGGGAGGCGAUUGCCGACAUUCCGCCCCUGAACCCGAAUAUCUCUAUCCCCCCUGAACCCGAAGCCAGCGAGGAUCCCAUGCAGCGAAGGGUCUGGAUCAAGUCUGUGAAGGCUGCCGAGAACGAGAAGUCGGCUCUGCAUUCGGUCCGAUGCUUCAUGAACUUCCAGCUUGAGAUUGCCAGGGCAUUCCGGGACCAAACCUUCUACUUCCCCCACAAUAUCGACUUCCGUGGACGGGCAUAUCCGAUUCCCACCUAUCUGAACCACAUGGGUGCCGACCAUGUCCGAGGCCUGUUGUAUUUCGCAAAGGGCAAGGAGCUCGGAGAGAACGGCCUACGGUGGCUCAAGGUGCAUCUGGCCAACGUAUUCGGGUACGACAAGGCCAGUUUCAAGGACCGAGAGAAUUUCGCCGUGGAGAACCUCGACAACAUCAGGGAUUCUGUCAAUAACCCGCUCAAGGGCAACAGGUGGUGGCUGAAGGCCGAAGAUCCUUGGCAGUGCCUUGCUACCUGCUACGAGUUGAAGGCUGCCAUGGACCUCCCUGACCCGACUAAGCAUGUGUCACACCUGCCGGUGCACCAGGACGGCACCUGCAACGGUCUCCAGCAUUACGCUGCCCUCGGUGGCGACUCCUGGGGAGCUCGCCAAGUCAACCUGGAACCUGGCGACCGUCCGGCCGAUGUCUACUCUGCCGUCGCCGACUUGGUCAAGGAAAACAUCAAGAAGGAUCUGGAGCAAGGGAACCCGCUCGCGGCGGCAUUGGAUGGCAAGAUCACCCGCAAGGUCGUCAAGCAGACGGUAAUGACGAACGUCUACGGCGUCACGUUUGCCGGCGCGAAGAAGCAGGUCCUGAAGCAGUUGGAUGCUCUAUAUCCCAACAUACUUGCUGAGACGGGCCUGGAUCCCAUCUUCCUCUCCUCAUAUGUCGCUACCAAGAUCUUUAAGGCCCUGUCGACGAUGUUCAAGGGCGCUCACGAUAUUCAGUACUGGCUAGGGGAGAUCGGUGGUCGAGUCUGUCGUGCCUUGACGCCAGAACAGAUGACGAUGAUCGAGAGCGACCCCCCGACAAAGGCUUCCUCUAAGAUAACGACGUCGAAACCGAAGAGGGUCUCGUCAACGGAUGAGCUGCUAGCCCAGUUCAGAUCAACUCUAGUGUGGACAACGCCGCUCCGCAUGCCAGUCGUCCAACCGUACCGGAAGAGCGGUACUCGGGUUAUCCAGACGUGCCUCCAGUCCCUGAUACUGACGACACCCGAGCGUUCCGACCCGGUCCACCGACGGAAACAGCUACAGGCUUUCCCGCCCAACUUCAUCCACUCGCUGGAUGCCAGCCACAUGAUCCUUUCAGCCCUGCAGUGUGACGAGCUUGGUCUCACCUUUGCUGCAGUUCACGAUUCGUUCUGGACCCACGCCUCGGAUGUAGACACCAUGAACGGCGUCAUUCGCGACGCAUUCAUCAGAAUACAUAGCGAGGACGUGAUUGGGCGGCUUGCGGCCGAGUUCGAGGCGCGGUACAAGGGCUCGAUCUAUCUUGCCAAGAUCAAUAAAGGGACGGAGGUGGAGAAGAAGAUCGCCGCGUUCCGGAAGGCGUCGCCCUCGUCUCUGAGGCAGGAGCUGUUGACGGAGAAACGGAGACAGGAGCUUUUGAAGUCCAGUGUUCCUACAGAGGUGGAGGAGGGGAAACUGAUGGUUACUCCGGCCAGCAUCUUCGAGGAGAUGGCGGCCGCCGAGGACCUAGCCGAGCCUGAAGAGAUCGGGGAAACUGCCCUUGGGAAUAUCCCGGCUGAGGAGAAGAAAGCAGCCAAGGCAUUAGAAUCCAAGAUGUCCAGCGACGGCGCGGCAGAAUCCGACGAGCUCCUGCUCGAGAGCCUGAAGCCUGAGGAGGAGGCUGAGGUAAUGCAAGACGAGGACAAGGGCGAGGCCGACUCGGCCGAGUCUCGUCUGUCGUCGCUCAUCGGCACUGGCCAUUUCGCCAUGCAGAUAUCGCACGUGAAGCGGGAGACCAAGACCCCGGCGUCUACGACACAGGUCUGGCUGCCAUUGUCCUUCCCGGCCAUCCCCGAGAAGGGCGACUUUGACGUCCGGCGGCUGAAGGGGAGCAAGUACUUCUUUUCUUAAGAUGGCUCUGUUAAAGGGGGUUCCUGGCGUGUGGUAUGAUUCGUAUCCUGGGUAUGGGAGCGCGGCGUGCAUAUGCACAGAAGAUCAAAAGUAAUGAUUAGAGACCAUCUAUCUGUGUUGCUCUUUGUAGAUGGGGGCUAUGCAUUUUACCGGGGGGGCUUCCCCGGAUCUUCGAAACGGAUGCAUGGUUGAGAUGAGGGGCAUCUAGAUGUAUAAUAGCUGCAUCCUUUUCUUUUUGUAUAUUGUAUUGUACCUAUUUGACAGACUCCAGAGUAUCCGACGCAUCGUCGUGAGUGGCCACCAAGGCGUUUCUACUAGAAGGAAACUGAGAGCAAUGUGCUACCUACUACCACUGCAUGUUACCUCCGAGUAAGCACAGUUGACAACUGUCCGACUGCAGACUUGGCCACCAUUC
This is a messenger RNA of Phialemonium atrogriseum, 4899 nucleotides long. RefSeq lists its product as uncharacterized. The transcript has a single exon. Gene Ontology annotation, molecular function: mitochondrial promoter sequence-specific DNA binding; DNA-directed RNA polymerase activity. The record is from RefSeq and is a predicted model, not a curated record. Bases 231 to 4484 code for a protein of 1417 amino acids. Gene Ontology annotation, cellular component: mitochondrial DNA-directed RNA polymerase complex. Lineage: Eukaryota; Fungi; Ascomycota; Sordariomycetes; Cephalothecales; Cephalothecaceae. Gene Ontology annotation, biological process: mitochondrial transcription.